Vollenhovia emeryi is the source of this 1065-nucleotide messenger RNA. It is a transcript of the gene JHBP-1, whose product is annotated as protein takeout. The record is from RefSeq and is a predicted model, not a curated record. Bases 103 to 837 code for a protein of 244 amino acids. The transcript is spliced from 6 exons. Lineage: Eukaryota; Metazoa; Arthropoda; Insecta; Hymenoptera; Formicidae.
AAUAGCCUGUCUGGAUUCUCCACGUAUUCAUAGUUCAUGUUAAACUUUGCUGAAUAUUUUCGCCCGCUCCUUUUUUAGUUGAACAGAAAUUAAAAUUCAAGAAUGAUGAAGACGGUUUUAUUUCUCACAGUGGUUUUAAGCGCGACAGCGUUAGAACUCCCCAGCAUUAUCAAGCCUUGUGCGAGGUCGGACCCGAAAGUAUUAGAAUGCGUUGCGAAUUCCGCCAGAGAUACAGUCGUCUCGCUGGCCAAAGGUCUGAAGAGCUUCAAAAUUCUGCCUCUUGAGCCAUUAGAGAUCAACAACCUGGAAAUUGGUGCGAACGAUGGUUCGGUAGCGCUCAAGCAGGAAUAUCAGAACGUUAAAAUAUAUGGACUGACGAAGAAUCUACAAGUUUACGAUUAUCAGAUAAACUGGGACAAAUUAAUAUUUACUUCGCGUUCUUACAAUCCUCGAGUGGACUUCACUGCCGAUUACAAACUCGAUGGCAGGGUUCUGCUAUUACCAAUCCGAGGAGAGGGCAAAUGCAAUAUAUCUAUGCACGAUUUGGUAUCAACACAUGACAUACGUUUUGAAACGUUUGAAAAAGAUGGGGAUACUUAUAUGAGAGCAAAGAAAUACAUUACUAAGUUUAUACCAAAACACGUAACCCUAAACUUCGAUAACCUUUUCAAUGGACAAAGAGCUAUAGGUGAACAAUUAACAAAAUUCUUCGCUGAUAAUGCCGACAUAAUUUUCCAAGAAUUUGCGGGACCUUAUGCAGAAACUUUUGGAAUUGUCUUCACGAAAAUCACUAAUGAUAUUUUCACCCGUGUGCCAAUGAGUAAAAUUUUUAAAUAGAUAAAAAUACUUGAUACUAUUUUGUGUUAUUUCUCUUACUUAAGAUAAUUUUGUAAGAUAAUUGAUAUAUACUAAUAUGCCAAAAUUGUAUUUAUGUACGAUAUUAGAAAUGUUUGAAAUGUUUGAAAUGCUUCAAAUUCGUGAUUAUAUUGAUAGUAAAUGUAUAUUGUGAAAAAAAUUGUAAAUUAAUACAUAGUUUUAAUAAAAGUAUGUGUUAUAUAAUUAUCA